Apaloderma vittatum (bar-tailed trogon) is the source of this 522-nucleotide messenger RNA. RefSeq names its product prolyl-tRNA synthetase associated domain-containing protein 1. The transcript has a single exon. Gene Ontology annotation, molecular function: aminoacyl-tRNA deacylase activity. Bases 17 to 436 code for a protein of 139 amino acids. The record is from RefSeq and is a predicted model, not a curated record. NCBI's taxonomy places the organism in Eukaryota, Metazoa, Chordata, Aves, Trogoniformes, Trogonidae.
GUUCACUGUUGAAGAAAUGAUGCCCCAUGUCCAACACAUGAAAGGAGGUCACAGUAAAAACCUUUUUCUUAAAGACAAAAAGAAGAAAGGGUUCUGGCUGGUGACUGUUUUGCACAACAGGCAAAUCAAUUUAAACGAUCUUGCUAAAAAACUGGGCAUUGGAAGCGGAAACCUAAGAUUUGCUGAUGAGAAUGCCAUGCUGGAAAAGCUAAAAGUGGGCCAGGGCUGCGUGACUCCCCUAGCCCUCUUCUGCGACCAGGGAGAUGUGAAGUUUGUGCUGGAUGCUGGCUUUUUGGAAGGUGGCCACGAAAAGGUGUAUUUUCAUCCAAUGACAAAUUCUGCAACCAUGGGCUUAAGCCCUGAUGACUUUCUCAAGUUUGUGAGAUCAACAGGCCAUGAUCCCAUUGUCAUGCAUUUCGAUGAAGACAUGAAGUAGAUCAAGUUCACUUUUCUAUUUACUAGGCAUAGAUUUUGCAGAGCAAAACUAGUUAAAAGUCUCAUUAUAAAUACAAUUUGAAAAAA